Symbiodinium necroappetens is the source of this 1105-nucleotide messenger RNA. Lineage: Eukaryota; Dinophyceae; Suessiales; Symbiodiniaceae. The record is from the annotation of a GenBank genome assembly.
GACUGCGAAGGUCGCAAGGCCCCCAACGCCGCGUGGCGUCAAAGAGGCCUUGAACCAACUGGGCCACCGUGACCGGACUGAUGCACGAGAUGCCUGGGUGUUCCGUUUCCUUGCUGCAGCGCCGGACCUGAAGGCGAAGUUUUCGGACGGCAAAGUGGCCAAGGCAGCUUUGCGGAAGUAUUUCGCAUCGAGCACGAGCGAAAGGCUGCGGCACGAGUGGUAUAAGCAUUGGGUGGCGCCGGCGGCUUGCAGCAAGCCAGCUUUUCCUUCCACGGAGGUUGUUUUGGCAUGGUGGCGACAGCAUUCAGGCUUGGACUUGCAGAUUGUCGCCAGCUGCGAUCAUGGAAACCAUGCUGGUGAGCCUAUGCCAGCAGAUGGACAGGCGCCGAAGAUAGGCAGCGUGCAUGUGGCUACCAACUACGUGGCAUAUCGUGAUUUUACGGUGGAACUCCAAACAAUAUUUAACCUUUGGCGACGCCACAAGCUUGAGAAUUCUGUGGCGAAAUCCGAGCUCAUGACGGCGCGCGGCCGUGGCACUCGCAACUAUUUGGCCGAGAUCCAGCAUCAUGAGGCGUGGCAACAGGCGCGACGGGACGCAGCGGUCAAGGCUUUGCUGGAAACUUGGAUGCCUUGGAAGCCGAGCCGUAUCGUUCCUGCAGUUGUCGAAUGGAUGCAGCUCUUUGCAACAGUGGGCACGAGGGCACGCUUUCCUUUCCUGGUUCUUGUUGGCCCCAGCCAGUAUGGAAAAACCGAGUACGCGAAGCGGCUCUGGGGCGCAGCGCGGACGCUGGUGCUUUCAUGUGAGAGCAUUCGACAACCGAAUUUGAAGGGCUUUCAGCGACAAGUUCACAAGUGCAUAGUUUUCGAUGAAGGCAGUGAGGAAAUGGUUCUGUCGAACCGGCAGCUCUUUCAAGCAGGUUUGAACGAGUGCAUGCUUGCGCAGUCCAACUGUCAAGAGCAUUGUUACUCGGUGUGGCUGUAUGGCAUCGCUCUGGUGAUUUCCACCAAUACGUGGCUUGGCGAGGAUCCAUGGCUUGCAAAGAAUGCAGUCGUCGUUCGCGUAGACGAGCCUCUCUGGCAUGAUCCGCCGGCGUUGUGCGCUUAA